Messenger RNA from Strongylus vulgaris, 387 nucleotides. NCBI's taxonomy places the organism in Eukaryota, Metazoa, Nematoda, Chromadorea, Rhabditida, Strongylidae. The record is from the annotation of a GenBank genome assembly.
AUGGACUCUCUUUUUACAGUCAAACCCGAUGAGCAUCAAACUUUUGACGAUUAUCUUGAAAAAUGUACCGAUCAUCGUACUAUUAUUAAUGAAGCCGUCAAACAACCAGAAAAUACGGACACAAUUUUAAACUCCAUUGAGAGGCUAACACCCAAGAUGAGGACCGUAUUCAUCAAGUACUAUCCAAAUCCUCUCAACGCUUCCUUGUUGAACUUCCUUGAUGCAUUCAUUCUUGGUAAAAAUGAGCUGUCCACAUUUGACGGCAUUCUUCUGGAUUAUCCAGAAUCUUCACCAAGAUUUGCCACACUCGUUGGAAACAGAACACAAUUGGAUGAUACUACACUUUUCUCAACUCAAAUCAUGUCUGAGAGGCCAAACAUAACAUAG